AUGCUAAUUUUGAUUCUAAUUCACGUGUUGAUUACAUUAACUUGUGGAUUGAACGAAAUUGAAAAUCAAGUAAAAUUGGCGCAACAAAUAACCGAUUGUUUCUUCAUCCAAAAUAGCACCGAAUCAGUGGAACUAGAGUGUGACACGGUCAAUGUGAACUCAAGUAAAAGCAAAUGUUAUUCGGCACUAUUCGAAGAUGAAUCGAUGAAAGCUGGCCGUUUGAAAGUGAACGAAUUGAAAAGUGGCCAGUGUCGUUCUCAAACGUUUGACACAAAAUUGGCCGAAAUGUUUCCGAAUUUGGUAACGCUAGACAUUUCGUAUCUUGGAUUAAAAGUGACGCCACAAAAUGUGGACGAAGCCAUCGGGGUCAGUUUCUAUUUUGAGAAAUUGAAAAAGCUCAACGCAUCGCACAAUGAAAUCGGAGCACUUGGCGAUAUGUUCUACUUCACAGCAAAUAUCAACGACAUUGACCUAUCGCAUAAUAACAUCUCAAUCGUCUCCGCAUCUUCAUUCGCAACGAAUGAUGCGGUGAGAAAGAUCGAUUUGUCGCAUAAUUCAAUUUCAACGGUGGAGAGUUUAUCAUUUGAGGACAUGGGCAAUUUACGAUCCAUUGAUUUGAGCCAUAAUUUCUUGAAAACAUUUGACUUGGGCGUAUUCAUGCGUAACGUUAAAUUGCGGGCCAUUCAUUUGGAGAAUAAUCGAAUCAAACAGUUCACGUAUGAUGCGUAUGGCGGUAUACCAAAAUUCGAUACGCUGGUGUUCUUCAGUGCAGCCGGCAAUCGAAUCGAAAACUUGAACGAAAAUUAUUUACAAUGUUUGGGGCCGGCGCUCAAAUUAUUGGAUCUGUCAUGGAACCCAUUGGACCAACUGAAUUCCAGCAUGUUUGACGGACUCAAUAGUUUGACGCAUUUGAAUUUUAGCCACACCAAUUUGUCGCAAUUCGAUUUUGACGCUUUCAAACAUCCGGAUAAAAUGAAGUCAAUCGAUUUAUCUCAUAAUCACAUGCACACAUUUAACCUAACCGCCAAUUUCAGCAGUUUGGAGGCGCUCAAUUUGGAAGACAAUGAUUUGCGCGAUUUAAAAAACAUUUCCAAUGCUACGUGUCCGGCACUUUCAAGUGUUGGAGCAGCUUUUGGUGGAUUAGCCGGUUUGAUUUUGGGCGGUCCACUUGGUGCUGUGGCCGGAGCAUCUGCUGGAGCUGCUAUAAGUGGAGGAACAAGUGGCACAGUAUCUGUAGUGAGAGGAAUUGUUAGUAAAGGCGAUUAA
This is a messenger RNA of Contarinia nasturtii (swede midge), 1266 nucleotides long. Its product is annotated as toll-like receptor Tollo. Lineage: Eukaryota; Metazoa; Arthropoda; Insecta; Diptera; Cecidomyiidae. Gene Ontology annotation, molecular function: protein binding. Bases 1 to 1266 code for a protein of 421 amino acids. The record is from RefSeq and is a predicted model, not a curated record. The transcript is spliced from 2 exons.